CAGUCUUCAUCGCUUCAAAAUAUCCCCUUCGAAUCAAAUCUAAUUCGCUUGUUCGUGUUUUCUAAUCCAAAAAUUCCCUUUAACUUACAUCCUUUCUUUGAGCUUAUUGGAUUGUUCGUUCAUGAGCUUGAAAUCAUCUCUUAUCUAAUCCAACAAUCACUUCCAACUCACAUCCUAUCUCGUUUCAAAACCACUUCAAGUUGCUCCUUGAUAUCGUUUGAACUUAUUAGAUUCUUCAUCAGCUUAAAAUCAUCUUGAGUUACAAUUAUCUUCUAUAGUGAUUGUCAACAUUUUUUCCUACCCCGAAAUCGAAUCAUCAUCAGAUCAUUGCUUCAAAGAUUAAUUUUAAUUGACGUCUUUACAUCGCUGGACAAAAUUAUCAAUUCAAAAUUUAUUUUCAACUUCCUUCUUACAAACCUCUUUGACUCGGAUAUGAAUUAAAUGAUGAUUUUAUUCGAAAAGUUAUCAGCCUUAUUCAGUUCAAGUUCAAACAAAUUACUUUCAAAACAAGUCCAAAUUAGUGUAUUACUAACAGGUCUUUACAUCGCUGGAAAAACUCAACUUUCAAAUCGAUGCAUCGAAUCAAAAUUUAUUUCUAACUUACGGAUCUUCAUUUCACUGAGAAACCAUCCCUUUUUCACAUCAAGUCAUCGCCCAGUUUGUUUUCACUUCAAUAGCCUUAUUUAGUUCAGAAGAUCUUCAAACAACCCAUUACAUCACAUUAAAACACUUACCCGCAAUGGCUCCUCGAACUCGAAAGAAAGGAGCUUCGGCCGCUUCCAAGUCUUCUAAGCAAGGUAAUCAACCAGAAGAUGCAGCUCCAGGAACUAAUGGUUUGAACACCUCAACCCGUGCUGCUGUGUCUAAGAGACCUCCUCAGGCUCCACGCUCCACCAACCCAUCUAAACGAGUUCGUAACAACGACGCCACCAACGCUAAUGAACCAUCUCAUACCGAUUUAUCUACUGGUGCCAACGACAUUGACGAUCAACCACCUUUGAAUGAUUUGGAAGUCACUCCUACACUUAAAAAUUAUAAGACCUUGAUGAAAUUGUGGCCUCCUGGUCGUAUUAUUGAACAUCUCCGAGAACAUAAAGCUUCGACUCAUAACCGACCAUCUACUGAAGUUCGAGAUCAUGUCAAGUUAGUAUUCAAACAAUUCAACCAAGAGCUCCUCAUGCUCGCUAUGAUAGGUCAAGUGAGCGAGAGUACCAUCAAGUCCAUAAUACCUGAAUUGACCGCUACAAGAGCUACAAGUGCUUACACACUAUUCCUCGAGUACUGUAUCGGUUGUUUGGGCGAACCAAUGCCGCUGAGAGGUGCAGAAGAAGGUGGUGUCGUAUUGGGUGAUCGCAACCGGAAGAACGGGGCACGAUGGCGAGCACUUUCCGAAGAUGAGGUGGCUGUGUUUGAUCCCAUUAUCUUCUACGCGUUGGCUGGCGUUCCUAACCCAUUGUUAGAUUUGGAAACCAUCGAAGACCGUGUGGAUGAUAAUCAGGAGGAGGAUGGCGACACCUUUGUACCAAUCCCAGCCGUUCACAAGCUAACUGUUGAAGAGGACGAGCUCUACCGGCCUAUAUAUGAACGGCUAGUCGAUUUAAAGAAGGUUGAAAACCAACUGGGCAAGCCUUCCACGGGUCCUUCCAAAUCACAGCUCCAGCGUAAAUCAAAGACAGCUAUCAAGAGGAUCUCUCAUCAGCUUUCAUGCGAAGCCCAUCGUUUAGACUUUGCCUACUACCUGGUGGCGACCAGCACAGUCACUCCGAACAAGUCUACUGAGCUGGGGUGGCUCAAGCAAUUCACGACUCAUCCCCAAAUAGCUACUUGGGCCAACAAAAGUUGCAGUCUUGCAACUGUUUUUGCAACGUAUUCACAAGGCGAGUCCAUGGCAAAGGCAAUUGCCUUGGUUAACGGCAAACCCAAACGACAACGGCCUGAUAAGCAACAGCCGAGUGAUAAAAUUAAAGUAGAUCUAGGACGUCUCUUGGCAGCUAUUACAUACAAAACUCUGGGAUACACUCCCCCUCAGGCUUUUCCACAGACUGCUGACCCGGUAUCUGAAGUAAAAAAAAGGGCCUUACCACUCUCUAUUGGUCUUGCCGAAGGAUCAAGACUGACGGACGAAAAGCUGGCCGUUGGAUUCAAGAAGAUGCAAUCUACAACCCGACUUGAGUGGAUCAAUGACAUCAAAGACGGUAAAUUUCGCUUAACAAAAUUGAGGGUUGGGUCUGAUGAGGCAAUUGGCGAGCCGGUGACUUUAGAUGAUAACGAAAUAGAGGCAGCUUUGGCUACUACUCCUCGCGCGAUGGAUAAGGUGGUAGGCUCAAUUGAUAACAAUCCCAGUGCUGAGUCUAAUUCAAAUCAAGCAGCAAACAAGAAUAAAAAUGGAGGUGAAAGUGAUUCCACAAUCGAAAGUGAUGAUGGUGAGGAAGAAGACUGAUCGUCUAACUGGAUUUCAUGAGUUGUUGUUUAAGCUAUACAAACUAAAUAAACUUGCUAUACAAGCUAUAUAAAUUUCUAGUCUGAUGAUACAAUUAAAUACGUUUUUUUGUUUUCAAUUUUUUUUGUUUUCAAUUUUUUUAUACUGUCAUCGAAGGAUGCGAAGUUUCUCAUGUUAGAUCGGAGCGAGCUAUCAGAUGUUUUACAAAUUGGAUGAUACAAUUAAAAACCUUGCCUGUUUCUUUUCAACGUUUCUAUUUUCUUUUUAGUGUUUCUUUUCAAUUUCAUCAAAGGAUGAAAAGUGUCGUGUCUUAUGUUAGAUCCAGCUAUCGGAUGUUAAGAAAUUUGUUCUUGUUUCUUUUCACCGUUUCUUUUUUAUGUUUGAAGUUUCUUUUUAGGAAGCGAAAGUAUCAAAUGUUACAAAUCUGAUGAACCCGUU
This is a messenger RNA of Melampsora larici-populina 98AG31, 2878 nucleotides long. RefSeq lists its product as uncharacterized. Lineage: Eukaryota; Fungi; Basidiomycota; Pucciniomycetes; Pucciniales; Melampsoraceae. The record is from RefSeq and is a predicted model, not a curated record. Bases 740 to 2440 code for a protein of 566 amino acids. The transcript is spliced from 5 exons.